Zasmidium cellare ATCC 36951 is the source of this 639-nucleotide messenger RNA. RefSeq lists its product as uncharacterized. Bases 1 to 639 code for a protein of 212 amino acids. The record is from RefSeq and is a predicted model, not a curated record. NCBI's taxonomy places the organism in Eukaryota, Fungi, Ascomycota, Dothideomycetes, Mycosphaerellales, Mycosphaerellaceae. The transcript has a single exon.
AUGGCAGACCAAGUUGGCACAUUCUCUUGCCUAGCUGAGGGUCAAGGCGGAACGUUUCGCUUCGAUCCUCGUAUUUCACCACCUCACAUCGGCACCGCUGAACUCAAGACAUCGGUCGGCGUCUACUUCCCCCUUGCCGACAACCGCUGCUUCGUAGUACACAUCUACGUUACCUCGAAGGGCGACCCCAAUCCCGAAACUGGACUGACCCGCGCCUUCACUGCCGCCGAGAACCAGGCCGUGAGAACGCUGAUCUCAGGAAGAUUCACUAAGCAUGCAAGCGCCAACGAAUGGACACCACAAGACGUCUUCGACAGCAUCCAAGGCGGCAAGAGAUCAUACGUGAUGUGUCCGAUCUAUUCUCGCCCCGUCGAGAGUCCCGGUCUCCCGAGCACGGCAGUCGUCAAAGGCAUCGAGGACUUUCUGGGGCCGGGCAGUCGUCUGGUUAGAUACAUCAACAACGACCGUGUGCAGGGCUUUGCGGUGGAGAUUCAGACGGGAAUUAUCAAGACGAUCGAGCAGAAGUGGGAGGACAAGGGAGGGGAGCGUGUGAGAGUCAAUGAUCUGCCGAAGGGGUUUUCGUCGGUUAGGGCGCUGGGAGCAAGGCAGGAUUGGUAUUUCAAUGUUGAGACGGAGUGA